UACCAGGCAGCCGACCUCCUCCAACUGGACUAUGUGAGAGACACCUGCAGCAGCUACAUGGCCAUGAGUGUGCAGCGCUCCACCUGUGUGGACCUGUACAAGUUUGCUGAUGUCUUCUCUGUGGACAGAGUCCGGAAGGCUUGUUUGCAGUUGAUUCAUAAACACUUUGCUGAGGUUACCUCCAGCAAGGAGUUUUGCAGCCUGAGUGUGAAUCAGCUGACUGAGAUCAUCAGCCAUGAUAAGCUGGAAGUCAAAGAGGAGACAACAGUGUGGGAGGCUGUGGUGAGAUGGCUGCAGCACAGCAGGGAGGACAGACUGUACCACCUGCCCAGCAUCCUCCCUCACAUCCGCUUCAACCUGCUGACCUCAGAUGACACGGCAGUCAUCUUGGAACACCCCCUGAUCAAGGAGGAUCCUGGGAGUUCUGAGGUUGUAAAGAAUGCGGCACAGAAAGGGAACCCCAACCACAAGCCGAGAUUUGGGAUGAUGACAGAAAUGGCUCUACUUUUCUCUAUAAGCGUGCACAAACGCUGGGGGUCAAAUGAGAUGCUGUAUAUGAAUCCGCAGGAAGGGAUGUUCUUUAAGAUCAGAUGCAGUAACGACCCUGAAGUCGUGGCUAAAACUGUCACCAGUGAUAACGAUAUUUACAUUCUGACUGAAGCAUCAGGUUCGGAAGAUGAGUUGUUCCUGUUCAAGUACAACCAAAUGGACAAUGAGUGGGAACAGAAGGCGUCGGUACGAAGGACCCGAGGAGACGACAGGCCAAGAGCUGAGCACCUUGUGGAAGCUGAUGGACAUCUUUAUUACCUUGCUAGAGUUGUUGAUCAACUGGCGGGGAAAGAAGAAGUGUUCAUGGCAAUGGAAAGGUACAACCAGCGCACAGACCAAUGGCACUCCUGUACACAACUGCAGCUAGAGGGAAGAUAUGGAAGAUAUGACCAUGGGAACCAGAGUAACUCAUUUGGUGUGAUAAAGAGGUAUAACGUAGUAUCAUGUGAUCAGUGCAUCUACGUCUUCUCAGACACAGAAAUGCAUCGCUACAACCCAAGCCAGAAGCUUUGGUGCAGGCUGGCCAUGCCAACAACCUUUCCAGAAUUAGGUAUAGUCGUUGCCAUGGGAACAGAGAUCUUCUGUGCAGAACAUCGCUUUAGCAACGUCAUGGUGUACGACACAGAAACAGACAGCUGGCGUGAUCAUGAGCUCCCAACUGUCGAUAGGGUUAAUCAAGAUGACCAAUAUUACAUUGCCUACAGUUUAUUUGUGCUGGAAAAUCAUCUGCACGCGUUGUUGUCCUGCCGCAGUGAAACACGAAUAUGUGUGUAUGACAGGUCUACAGCUACUUGGAGUGACGCAGCGGGACUGCCCGUUCUGCCUCCAGGACAUUGGCAAAGUGCUGGUCCUUGCCCUGUGGCACGUAUGUACUUGCCUUACAUAAAGACAAUAGUGCAACACACCCACGGGUUUAAGAAGUGA
This is a messenger RNA of Branchiostoma floridae (Florida lancelet), 1473 nucleotides long. RefSeq names its product kelch repeat and BTB domain-containing protein 8-like. Gene Ontology annotation, molecular function: protein binding. Bases 58 to 1473 code for a protein of 471 amino acids. Lineage: Eukaryota; Metazoa; Chordata; Leptocardii; Amphioxiformes; Branchiostomatidae. The transcript has 4 exons. The record is from RefSeq and is a predicted model, not a curated record.